GCGUAAUUGCGCAGACCGGAAGUGAACAGAAAUUUUGCAAAAAUCAAUUUUUAUUAUCUGUUGCUGUUUGGAGCAUUUUUAGAACUAGAUGGGUGGGGAGUUGAUCGUAUGGCCACAGGUAAUCCUGUUUGGUGACUCAAUUACUCAGUUCAACUAUGGCAAUGAUGGAUGUUGGGGUGCUUUGCUAGCAGAUCAGUUAGUCAGAAAAUGUGAUGUGGUCAAUAGGGGAUUCUCUGGCUAUAACACAAGGUGGAACAAAGUUAUUCUUCCGAGAAUAAUACAGAAAGAAAAUGCUUCAAACAUUGCAGUAUUUGUGCUAUUCCUCGGGGCUAAUGACUCCAACAAAGCUGAGCUUAAUCCUAUGCAGCAUGUGCCUUUAACAGAAUUCAAAGAAAACAUAAUCAAAAUGUUAGAAUACCUUGGGAGUGUAGGGGUUGGAAAGGAGAAAAUUAUUAUAGUCAGUCCACCAGCUUCUGAUGAGAGUGCAUGGGAGGUUGAGUGCAUUAAAAAAGACAGACCUCAGACAAAGUGCAAUUUAAUGGCAGGAGAAUAUGCAGAAGGUUGUGAAGAGGUGGCUGCUAAAUGUGGGGUGACAUGUGUACAACUUUACAAAGCUAUGAUGAAGAGGCCGGAUUGGCGAAAUAUGCUCAAUGAUGGACUGCACCUCUCCAGAGAGGGCUCUAUUUUCCUUCAUUCCAUGCUUGAGCCCCUCAUAGAGGAGUGCACAUCCAAGCUACCUUACAUUCUACCAGGAUGGGCCAGUGUUGACAACACCAACCCCCAAGCAUCACUGCUAGGCUCACCUUAUCACGAACAGAUAUAAUACCUCUCAGGGAUAAUACAAUUGUUCACAAUAUUACAAUGUAUUUAA
Messenger RNA from Owenia fusiformis, 871 nucleotides. Lineage: Eukaryota; Metazoa; Annelida; Polychaeta; Sabellida; Oweniidae. The record is from the annotation of a GenBank genome assembly.